UCUCACCAUAAAUUUAGGAAUUUCUAGUACUAGUGAUAAGACUAAGAUAUAACUCAUUGUAAACCUCUUUUUUUUUUGCUAUAUCUAAAUUACGUGGCAACACUAAGAUAAGAUAGCCUUAUCAACCGUUGUACAUGCUUUGACAGCGAAUUUGGGAUAUCUUAUUGAGGUUUGAGGAUAUCUAGGAUUUGCUUUUUAUUUACUACUACCUCCCUUUUAAAAUAUAUGACGUUUAGGACAACAACGAUUUUAGUUCAAAAUGAACUAUUUUUUUGUCCUAAACGUCACAUAUUAAAAAAUCAGAGGGAGUAUUUGAUUCUAACAAAAAAGGCGCGGAGUGUCUGCUCAUGUGUUUAGACCCCAUAUGAUGUGAAAACAAAGGUACAUGCAUGGUCCAGAGUGAAUGAAACGAGAUUCUGUUGAAAAAAAGAAAAAGAUAAAGGAAAAGGCAAAGGUGAAAAAAAGUAAAAACAAAUCACAGUUCAUGUCCAUGUUUCUUUUUAACGAAAAAGCCCGGUGUCAGUUCACGUUGUAGACCCAGAUAACGUAAAAGCAAAAAGAUACAUGAGGUAGAGAGAAGAAAACGAUGUUCUGUCCAAAAAUAAAAAGAUGAAGAUGAAGGAAAAGACAAGAAAAAUGUAGUGUGAAAACAACUCAGGAUGGUUAGCCAAAUAAAACCAUAUCCUGCCCUAGCUUCAUGUGCUGGCUGUCCUAUAAAUGGAUGUUUUAUUUCACUGUGAAUACAGUUGCAUAUUAUAUACUUGCAUUGCCAGCAUUCAUAGUCUAGUAUUAUUUUUAAAAGGUUUGGUAGUAGAAUUGAGUUGCAACAUAGUGGUUCAUACUGUGCCGCUGCUUCCUGCUUCAGCGCUGUAAUAAGCACGUGAGGUCACGCUCUCUCUCGCCGCCAACAGAGUGAAAACAGAGCAGAGCGAGCGGGAGAGAGGAGCAGAGCAGAGGCACUCCCUGUACUGUAGAGCAAGUAGAGGAGGGGAGAGGAGCAGAGGCCUUGAUCCGCACCGUCGCGCCGCGCAGCUUGAGCAUCGGCCUUGUCGCCGGCUUCUCCUCGCCACCUGCGUCUACUUCUCCACAUCCACAUCGCCCCGCUCAAUUUGGGCGUACGCAUUGUCCAAGGAGGGGAGCAAGGGCGAGGUGCUGGACACCGGACGGUGACCACGACUGAAGCAACCCCUCCUCCCUCCUUGGCGCAAGGCGGGACAUCGAUGGCAGGAGCAGGAGCAGGGGCAGGGACAGGGCAAGUACUGCAUCUAUGGAAAGAAUGGGGCAUCCAGGUGCUGGUGCUGCUCAGCUUCUCCCUCCAGAUCAUGCUUCUCGUCAUGGCAGAGCUCCGCCGGCGCAUCGACUCCGGCGUGCUAAGGGCCUUUGUGUGGUCAGCGUACAUGAUGGCCGAUGCUACGGCAAUCUACGUGCUGGGACACAUGUCUGUGAUGAGCAGAUCGCCGGAGCAUGAGCUGGUGGCGUUUUGGGCGCCUUUCCUCCUUCUGCACCUUGGUGGGCAAGACAACAUCACCGCCUACAGCAUCGAAGACAACAAGCUGUGGCUGCGCCACCUGCAGACUCUUGCUGUGCAGGUGGCUGCAGCUACAUAUGUCGUCUAUGCGUCUUCCAUCCUUACCAGCGGGCUCCUCCUGGCAGCCACCAUGUUGAUGUUUGUGGUUGGUGUUGCCAAGUAUGGAGAGAGAGUGUGGGCACUCAGGUGUGCUGGUAGUACCUCAGAGCAGGGAGGCAACUAUCAACCUCUAUUUUACGCCUCGGGAUCCCAUUACCGGACCAUACCGUCCAAAAGUUGCAGCCCGAAUAAGGAAGAUUACCUGUUGGAUGCUCACCUCUUCCUGGCUGUUCCUAAGAAAUUCCUUAUGAGCAUGCUGCAGGAUGAAGAGUUGCGGUUUCAUGAUGUAGAUGAGCAUGCUUUGGAGGAGGUGGUUGAGAUGCAGCUCUCCUUGAUGCACGAUGUCUUGUUUACAAAGACUGAGGUGGUGCACAGUUGGUGUGGCCUUUGCGUCCGUGCCAUCUCAUUGCCGGGCACAGCCGUGGCAUUGUUGUUGUUUUAUCUUUCACUUCUGGGUGAUCAUCAUCAUCAUCAUCAUCAUCAUCAUCAUAUGGCUGCUGGGAGUUACAGUAAAGUAGACAUUGCUAUCAGUUAUGUCCUGCUUAUUGGGGCUCUUGUUUUGGAGGUCAUGUCAGCUAUUAAGGCAAUGUUGUCGAGCUGGACAAGUUCGUUCCUGCUAAAGCCGAGGAGGGAUUUCACUAGGCCAGGAGAGGAAGAAAGAAGUAUGAGGAUCUUGCUUGGUCGUGGGAUUACAUCUGUCCGCCGGUUUGUGCAUGCAGCGGAAUGGAGAGGAAGGUAUUGGUCCGGCUCCAUGGGGCAGCACAACCUGCUUCAGUUGUGCGUUGGUAGUAGGGUGAGCCGAAUGAGCAAAAUCGCGAGAUGGAUGGGAUUUGAGGACCCGUGGAACACGCUGGCAUACUGCUCCUCCAUCCCUGUCUCGGCAUUCAUCAAGCAGCUGCUGGUCAACCAUGUGCUGAGUCGCAGCGUCCUUCCAACAGAUGAAGAUCACAUCGCUAACUCAAGGGGCCUGGCGGCCCUGAAGAGCAAGGGACUGUAUGAUGAACUGGAAUGGAGCUUGGACCCCAAAAGGUCCUUGGAGCAGACCAUCCUUACAUGGCACAUCGGCACCAGCAUCUAUCUCUUUUGGUACAAAAAAGAGAAGCUGGAGCAAGCAAAUGCAGCCGGUGGUCAAGGCGGCGACGACGCACAGAGGCAGCAGCAGGUUGAUCUCGUCGAGGCGGUGGAGGCGCUCUCCAAUUACAUGCUUUUCCUUCUUGCCUCACGUCCCUACAUGCUGCCUGCCCCUGUUGACCGUGGGAUGUAUGCUAAUUCCUGCUAUGAGUUGGUUGGUGUAGUGUGCAGCUCAGCUGAGGAUCUGGCCAACUUGCUGCUGCGGUACUACAGGGAGGAGGCGGAGGAGGAGGCGAGACUGUCGUCUAAUAUGCCGUUUGACACUGUUCUGGAGAAUAAGCCCAAGCAGCCGAACCUGUCUGAUAUCAUCCCGUUUGACACUAGUCUGGGUGAUGCACAAGACAGGCAAAAGGCUUAUCGGCUGGACCUUACAUUGCACCGUGGAUGUAGGCUUGCCGCAGAGCUGAUCCACAACGGGAUGCCAGGCAUGCCUUGUGCUGCAAUAAUGCCGGAGCUCAUCGCCCAGGUGUGGAUCGAGAUACUAUGCUACGCAGGCCACCGGUGCAGCGCGUACUCUCAUGCCAAGCAGCUUGGCAGCGGCGGUGAGCUCAUCACUAUCGCUGCCCUUCUAGUGGAAUAUGUCAGCGUGCAAGCCCUUGCGAUGCAACCACCACUGCCAUCACUAUCGCUACCCUUCUAGUAGUAGUGGAACAUGCAUGCAUGUCAGCGUACGUGCAGGCCCUUUCGAUCAAUGCAUGCAUGCAUGCGCGCAAUGCAUCAUUUAUUUGUCUACUUAUAUAUUUGGUAGAUACUCCCUCCGUUAUAAAUAGAUUUAUUUAAAUAUGGAUGUACGUAAAUUUAAUUUUACAUCUAGAUACAUCUAUAUAUAAACAAAUUUACAACACUUUUU
Messenger RNA from Triticum urartu, 3608 nucleotides. RefSeq lists its product as uncharacterized. Lineage: Eukaryota; Viridiplantae; Streptophyta; Magnoliopsida; Poales; Poaceae. The record is from RefSeq and is a predicted model, not a curated record.